AUGUCUUUUUACAAUGCAAAAGAGUCCUUUUUCAUGGAAGCUCUGGCUUCAACCAUCCGCCCAAUUGUCGAGAUUGUCCCACUGACCGACACUGAUGUGUUUCAAUAUCUCGAUGCACAUCCAAAAGUCCUUCAAAAGUACUUUGAAGAGCGUCAAGGACUCUUGAAGUCGUUCAACAAGCCCGCCACUGGUGAUCAAUGUGUGCUCUGUGGAUUCGGGGCACCAUGCAAGCAGCAAUUGUCCUUCUCGAAGACUGUUGUCAUUGCGGAGUCAGCGACUGUCGAUGAAGAGAUCAAUGCAGACGAAGGAAGCUUCUCAGAGCACGGGCUGGACCCAGCUCUGUGGGAGGUCCCAGAUUUCAGCACCAUCUGGACUCCGACAUUUGAUCUCUUCCCUGACUCCUUUCCCUCCCCACCUGUCUCUCCCUGGGCCGUCCCCGCCUCCCCUUCAACUGCAGCAGCGACGGCCACCGAUUCUCUCCCAGCCAAACCUACCAAGACCAUCUCGAAAGUCUUCACCCUGCCUUCACGUCCAGCAACCAACUCUGUUCCAUCUACAGGCAGCAACACCAUUCCUGCAAGUCGCAAGACUCCAUCUGCAAGUGAGAAGACUUUUCCUGUCAGUGGCAAGGCUCUCUCUAUAGCUGGCACGACCCGUCCUAAGACUGGCAAGACACUUCCUCCUACCACAUCUUCUUCUUUGCCUCAGUCACACUCAACGACAGCCAAUGGCCCUAAGAAGCAAAGCAGGAAGUGGUCUCCCGAAGAGGAAUCGUCCUGCAUCGAACAUAUGAGCGCAGUUGUGAAAGAAGGCAUCAUUACGGGCGAAGCACGUUUUCGGGAGGCAGGAAGACGAAUGAAAGAGAUCGAUGGUUUCGAGAGAACAAAGUCAACCGCGAUCAAGAACUUUUGGAACCGCGUUGGUCGUGCGCGUUCUGGAAUUGAUGAGCGGAAGAACAGAAAUGCACCUUUGGCAACGUCGCAGCAAGGCAAAUCAGCCAAAUUAUCAGUGCCCAAACCAUCGCAGAGUCAACGAAAGACUCCCACUAUGCACAGAAGCCGUUCUUCAAAGCAGGAAUCAGACUCGGAUUCAGAUUCGUAUGAUGAACAAGAUCUCGUCUCACCUGAUACCACAGUCAGCCCUCCAACAACUCCUGGCAAACGUACUAGAAGAUCUAUCCUUGAUAGCGACUCUGAAUCUGACUGGGAAUCACAACUUGAACAGCAACAAGAACAAGCCCUUUGGGAGCCGGAUGAUGAUAUUCUGAAUGCAAUUGCCAAGGGCGUGAGGCCACGAAAGCAGGCUCGAACUGGAUAUUAG
Exophiala bonariae is the source of this 1320-nucleotide messenger RNA. RefSeq lists its product as uncharacterized. The coding region runs from base 1 to 1320 and encodes 439 amino acids. The transcript has a single exon. Lineage: Eukaryota; Fungi; Ascomycota; Eurotiomycetes; Chaetothyriales; Herpotrichiellaceae. The record is from RefSeq and is a predicted model, not a curated record.